ACAAUGUGUUGGGGAAGCAGCCAACUAAGUAGGCAACCACAUUUGCCAGUUGAAAACAAUUUCAUUAACAGUUUGCUGUGAAUCGAACACAUUCGUCGAGAAUGUCUAUUCCAAAUUUAAUGCAAAAUGUCAAUCGGCGAAUGGCGGAUUUAGCUCUGAUGACUGCCAUAAUGCGACAAAUGGAGUAUCUGAAGAGUUGCUGUUACUUUUUCGAUCUAAAGUUGGGCUGCAAGCUUAUUGCAGUACUCGAAGCAUUUAGUGGCCUGUGGCAGAUAUACCAUGAUGGCAAAGAGUUAUACGGCAAAACGGAUCCCCUGCUGGCACCCGAGUGGCUUGAUGCGAAGAUAGCGAAACACGGUUCGCAAUUCAAUUUCUUCAUGGGACUCAUUGGGUUCUUCAGCUCCCAGCUGCUGCUGGCAGGCGUUAUCUUUGAACGCAAGUUGUGCGUGUUGCUUUGGAUCUAUGUGACGGCGCUGGUCACACUGGCAUUCAUGUUUUACACCCUGAUCAUCGCCUGCAUACCCGAACUUUUGAUAUUCGAUGUCUCAACUAUUGUUCUGCAAGCAUAUUUUAUAAUGAUCGCUGUGGCAUACUAUAUGCAAAUGCGACGCGCCGCAAGCUCUGAAGAAGAUGCCGAGGUGUUAUUUACGGCCCGUGAGGUAUAAAGCUUGAUUAGCUUACAUAUUAUAUAGUUUGUAAAUAGUCAAUGGAUAGUUGGCAAUUGCAUUCGAUAAUAUGAUUUUAAUAAAAGUCGCAUUGAUGCAGUU
This is a messenger RNA of Drosophila grimshawi, 767 nucleotides long. RefSeq lists its product as uncharacterized. The record is from RefSeq and is a predicted model, not a curated record. The coding region runs from base 102 to 665 and encodes 187 amino acids. Lineage: Eukaryota; Metazoa; Arthropoda; Insecta; Diptera; Drosophilidae. The transcript has 3 exons.